AUGUUCGAUGUACCGCCCAAGUUCUACGAGCUGUGUCGCCUUUGUUUAUCGUCGGACGGUGUCAAAUUGUCCAUAUUCGAAGAGGAAGGCGCCCAGCGGAACUUCGCCGAUAAGAUAUUGACGUGCCUCUCGAUUACGGUAAAAGAUGGAGAUUCUUUGCCACCAAUCAUUUGUCACCGGUGCGUGUACAAGUUGGAUGUACUGCACAACUUCCGUGAAGUGUCACACAAAUCUGAUGUCAUACUCAAACAGUACCUGGAUUAUGCCAAGCAGUUAUCAUCACACGAUGAUCAGAAGAAAUCUUUCUCCACUGCCAAAGUAGCAGGCUUAAGUCCUCUACAGUCAUUUCUCCAAUUGAACAAAACAUUGUUCAAUGAGGAGCCUAACUCUCCGGCCAGCAUUAAUCAAAACGUUAUACCUCAGACUCAAACACAUCAUUUGGAGUUAUGCACCAAUGACAUGCCUGAGCAUGAUAACAUUAAGUGUGAACCAGAAGAUGAUACGUGUUCAAAUAGUUCUGAUCCAGACAGAUUAGAAAUAGAAGAUCGAGAUGAGCAGGAUACUGAGGGGGAAGAAAAUGGUUAUGAUAUGACCAUUAACAAAAGAAUGAAAGUAGAAACAAAUUACGAAGAAUCAAAAACGAGUACCCCUAAUCGCAGUCCAGUAAAUAGAAUGGAUACACCAGAAAGUAAUUGUUCAGAUACAAAUAUUGAUCAAGAAACAACAAAGUUGUGGCAAGCAUUAGCAAACAACAGGAGUUUAGAGAUUACUAGGACGAAUGGUGACAAACUAAAUAAUGGAUUUACUGGUGAAGCGACUAAUUUACUGCGUUCCUUGAUCAACAACAGACAAAUCGGUAUUACUGCUGUUGAUUCGGACAGAAUAUCUCCGCAAAUUAGGUUUUACAGAGACACCCAGGGGACAACGAUCGAACGUACUGUACCCGACUGUUCUGUACUCAGCAAUCGUACUAAUGUUUCGUGUAUAGAAAACAAGGGUACAUCCGUGGACAGUAAUCCGUCAAGCCCUGCCAGUAUCGGUCGGAAGGAGACCAAGUGUCGUAGAAAACAAAGUUAUCCUAGUAAAGCUCCAAUGAGUCCAGAUGUCGUUAAUUAUCAACACGAAUCUAAUGAAGAGCAAGCACAAGACUUUACAGCGUGGUCAAAUAAAAUGAAGGGAAAGGUGGAGGACCAAAAACAACAAUUCGAUCAACACAGUGGUAAUAUGGCGAAAAAGGUAGAUAUGUCCUGUACAAAUUGCGGUACCAUGACCACAACCAUUUGGAGAAGGAAUAUGAAGGGGGAAAUGGUUUGUAACGCUUGUGGACUCUAUUACAAACUGCAUGGAGUAAAUCGUCCAGUUACCAUGAGAAGGGACACGAUACAUACACGUAGACGCAGACCCAAAGGCGAGAAACCGACAAGGCAUAGAAAAAAAGGUGACUCAAUUUUGGCACCACAAUCAGAGCAAAUGGAUGCAGAAAGUGCGGAUAUGUUGGCAGCUCUUCGGCGACAAAUUCAACCCCAUUUGAUGAUGGCUGCAUUAACGCCACCACGUAUACCUGGUGCCCAUCCACCAGCCCCUACCGCUCAACUUAAUUAUUCUCUUCCCUUACCUAGUUAUAUGAUGCAUCAUGUAAAGGCAGAAGGGCGAGAACAAUGUCAUUUAUCCACGGAGGCAGAAGAAACUGAAGCAGGAGAUGAAGAGAAUGUCUCGGACGUACCAUUGAAUUUGGUUGCGACGUCGUUAUCCGAAGAAGCACACUGAAAACACUUCGACCAGUUUCAAAACGACUUCGUUAUAGGUAUAUAUAUAUAUACAUACAUAUAUAUACAUACGUACAUACAUAUAUAUAUAUAUAUAUACAUAUAUAUAUAUAUAUAUAUAUACAUACGUGCGUGUGUAUAUAUAUAUAUAUAUAUAUAUAAACACACACACACAUAUAUAUAUAUAUAUAUAUAUAUAUAUAUAUACAUAUAUAUAUAACAAAGAAUCUCUAGACAGAAUAGUCUGUCCGGUGAUACACAGGGUGUAAAAGACGAGAUUGUUCUCCUUCUCCUUUCUGUCACUGAUUCUCGUCCAUGAUUCUCUUUUUUGGACUCUCCUUUUCUCUCUUUUCCUCUUUUCCUCUUUCCCACGGUCUCGAGAAAUUUGAAGUGGUAGAAUAUUGGGAUGUGUAUUUAUCCCUUGAGCUACCAAGCCCGUGGUGCAGAGCGCACGAAGGAACGAUGAUAUUAAAUACGCAGUAUUAAUUACGUGGUUAUUCAAAAUAUGUACAUAUAUAUACACGAUAUAUACGAAUACGAAGAAUAUUUUUAUACAAAAUUUUCUACGCUUGCAGCUAUAGAGAGCGACGGGCGAUCGUUGUACAUACACGCGCAAAUUGUUCUUUCGGUGUCGCACGUAUUUUACGCGUUAAAAAGGAAUGGUGGUCGUUGUCUGUUUUCUUAGUGACGUAAGAAAUUCAGUCACCAGUGAAAGUUUUUAGAACGGUGCUAGAUUACUGUUCGGGAAGGCUUAGAAAUAAAGAAGAAGAAGCAAAAAAUGAAGAUUUGUCACUAAAAGAUUAGUGAACAAAAUUUAACCGUUUUGUUCCACGGGCUUUUAGCUGUCAGUGAUGUUACAAUCAUAAUUGUCUCGUUGUUUUGCGUAAUAUUCAAGCUAAAAAACGAACGUCCCUCAACUAAACUUAACUAGUAAACAAAAUCUAUUUUUAAUUGGAUUUAAUAACGAGUGAAAUCUUAUUAAUCCAAACUGAAGAAAUGGAAGGAAAUCAAUGGAACAGAAAAACGGUUGCAAUGUGGCAAAUAUUUACUAAAGAAACAAAUAUUCGAUACAUAUUUUGUAACUUGAGCUUUGCCACAUUACAGUUUUGCCAGUAUCAUUUUUAAAGAUUAUAUUCUAGUGGCCUUUCAACGAUUCAUCUCUUUUCUCUUCCCCUUUUUAGCUCUUAUUGCAGUAAAUGCAGAUAAUUUAAUUACAGAUACGAUCUUAAUUUAGAUGAUGUAGAUACUUUUUUACAUGAGCACGAGACUGCCGGUGUAAACACAUUUAAAUACUCUUUCUACCAUUUACGUAUUUUUCCCCCUCCCUUCUUCUCUACGUAUUGAAAAAGUUUGUCGACUGUUCAUGCAGUCGUCGAUGAUUUGUACUUAAUAGACAAGGCAGCACACCACCAUAUAAGCUAAGACUCCGAAAGCAAUAAAAACGCGAUGGUACGUAGAAUAGAUUGUCGUCAUACAAUACUCGUUUGCGUGCUCUCUCGACGGCAUACAUAAAUUUCAGGAACUAAUACUUAGAUAACAUUCAUUUAUAUGCCAGACGUUAAAAAUAACAAAUUUUAUUGCUCCACAAUUGCUGUAGGUAUGUUUCACAUAUUCCACAGUCUCCCUUUAAAUUUCUUCCUUAACUCUGUUUAAUUUUAUUUUCAUAUUGUAAAAAAGCCAAGAAAACAAUGGAUAUUUUGAUGUAGAUAAACAAAAUUGUUUGCUUUUCUAAGGGUUAUCACUGAUCUAUAUUUUCCAGAAUGUACAGAUCACACAUUAAUAAACAGGUAUUAAGCAACCCUAAAUACCACUUAAUACGAUGGCCAGUGCAUCUACUCAUGUAUCGUUAUAUCUAACAUUGUAUACCUAAACAACUUUGCCAAAAAUAGAUUUAGUCUAUGUAACAUAGAGUAUAGUUAAGGGCAUAUGAUAAAAAUUAACGUUUUAUCUUUCUCUUUUACAACCUCAUAUACAGCAUUUACAUAUUUCUCCUUUAUUUUUCUCCCUCUUCUUACAGCUCUUCUUAUCAGUGAUACCUCUUGGCAUACACUGCUUUACAGAGCUUUUAAAUUCACUUACAGUGAUUAGUGGAGCAACUUAGCUUUAGUCGUUAUCAAAGGAGCCUUAUGGAUACACUCGUAUAAAUAUAUAUAUACACACAAACACAAAUGAUACACGCAUAUUACACAUACACUCACACAAGUACUACAUGCAUAGAUACAGUGUUCUAUGCUAUUAUACGAGUAUGAAUGAUACCACAAAUCAGUGCUAUUGCUUUCCUUUUUUAAACUUUUAAGUCUUUAAGCUUUUAACUUAUACUAAGAUUAUGAAAAUAAAUAAUACAUUCAUAUUUUAUUUUAUAUUUUUUAGAAUUUUCAAUCAAAUCUCCGAACGAUUACGGUUUAAUGUAUAACAAAAGCUAAUUUAUAUUCUUUAUAUUUUUAAUAUAUAUAAUAUUCUUUUAUACAUAUUUUUUAAAUAUGAAUGGCAUUGAAGAUGUGGUAUCUUUACAUUGAUAACACGAGUAUUGGAGGAAGAGGCAUAAAUUAUGAUGAGGUUUCACAAUAGUUGCGAUCCAAAUAACAGAUUGCUAAACUUUUCUCUCGUACGUCGAAAUGAUCCUUCCAUUUAGUACGUAUUCGAUACACUUCCUGUUUUAUAAGCAGGUUGAGAGGUAACAUAUCUUUUAAAUAAGUUUUAACAAGUGUACAUUCUACAUAUUUUAUUUACUUUUAUUGUAAAACGAAUUUGUAAAUAUCUUUCAAAAUUUCAGUGUCUUUUUUACAGACAUCAGUUGUAUGAACUGUGAGUUUCGUAUAGGUAAAAAACUUUUCUAUUUUUAAGCGGUAUAUACUACUUAUUUAAAAGAUACGUGAUACACAUUUAGGCUUAAACAUCUUACUAAGGGACGAAAGUAAUCAGCUACUAAAGUACGUAGGGCCUUGACUUCUCUUGGUCAAGCUAUAGAUCGCCAGUUUUUUUUAAAUUCUGUUCAUAGAACAUUUUAGAAUACCAUUUUUUUAAGUGUACCAUACGUGAAGAGAAUGAACUUAUUUAUGAAAUAACAUUGAUAGAAAGAAGUGAAAGCAAUGGACAGUUAUUUUGUUAGGCAUUUUUUUUCUCUCAGUUAUAAAUAUUUGGCUCGACGUAGCUUGUUAAAUAACAAAAAAAGCAUAACUAUUAUUAUCCUUAUAUUUUUUUUAAUUACUAUUAUUAUUAUUAUUAUUAUUAUUAUUAUUAUUAUUAUUAUUAUUAUUAUUAUUAUUAUUAUUAUUACCAUUGUAGAUGCGUAAGUAGAAUUAGAUUUGAGCUCUCUACUAAUUCUGGAACUAGAGGAUAUUUUUUAUAAUUAUUAGAAUCGAGAAAUCGAGUAUUGCUAUUAUAUAUAUAUAUAUAUAUAUAUAAAUAUAUAUAUAUAUAAAUAUAUUAAUAUUAUUGAUAUAUCAAUUUCAAUAAACUUUGAGGACAUUACGAUCCUUUUUAAAUAAGAUUUAGUUGCAAGACCGCCACUCGUCACGGCUCGUUUUUUCUUUUUUUUUUUUUUUUUUUUUUU
Bombus terrestris (buff-tailed bumblebee) is the source of this 5319-nucleotide messenger RNA. Its product is annotated as transcription factor stalky. Gene Ontology annotation, molecular function: RNA polymerase II cis-regulatory region sequence-specific DNA binding; zinc ion binding; DNA-binding transcription factor activity, RNA polymerase II-specific. The transcript has 8 exons. Gene Ontology annotation, biological process: positive regulation of transcription by RNA polymerase II; negative regulation of transcription by RNA polymerase II; cell fate commitment. Bases 1 to 1767 code for a protein of 588 amino acids. The record is from RefSeq and is a predicted model, not a curated record. Lineage: Eukaryota; Metazoa; Arthropoda; Insecta; Hymenoptera; Apidae. Gene Ontology annotation, cellular component: nucleus.